AACUAAUAUAUGUAUAAUAUCUACUAGCUAUAACUCGAACGACAAGCAAAUCCGCGAACGAAAACCCCAUAACUAACCCACCAAAACAAAAAACAAAAUACCCGAACAAAACCCCAGAAAACAAAACGAAACGCGUCUCCCUCAAUCUAACUCGCUCGUGUCUUUCGUGUUCAGUGUAGAGUUCAAAAUGUACAACAAGCUAAAACAAUAAAAAAUAAACUGAAGAGAGAGAGAGAGCGAAUCGAAACAAAAAAAAAUAAAUAAAAGAAAGAAGCAACCAACCUAAAACGAGAAAGAUUAUAAACGCCCACACACAAAAUACUACACGUAGCCGCUAAGCCGACAACAAGAGGAGUUCCGAGUCGAGGAGUCCCGCGUUCCCAGCCAUACCGCACUCAAUCCCAGCCCAGACGAAGACCCCAACAAGAGUAAGCACCAACAGCACCACCCGCUCUCGCUCUUGCUUCCAUCACUAAAAACAGUUAGCCGCCAUGGAACGCCGCCAAACCCUAGACUCAUCGAUGUCUUCGCUCUAUUCGGCUGCCUCCUCGAGUCGCCAGAUCCAGUCGCAGUCGCAGUCACAUCUACAGCAACAGCCACAGCUCCAGUCACAGCUAUCACAGCAGUCACAGCAGUCCCAUCCGUCCCCGUCGCAGCUAGACGCCUUCAAUUAUUCAGCAACAAUGUCAUCAUCAUCGCCAACUCCAAGCCAGGCCCUGUCCACAGGCACAACCACUGGCACCGCCACCGCCACCGCUUCUGCCGCCCCCUCGCUGCGUGCCACAACCAUCGGCACGGUUGUCGUCCGCUGUGGACCCAUACAGCUGGUGAUAGCGCUCCUACAAAGUCCCGAAAAGAUCUACAUAAAAGUUGUCGAGCUAGAGCCAAAGAUCACAUCACUGGGCGACAAUCUCGAGGAGUCUAUGCGCAUGCAACGAGAGCAUGAUGAAACGCUCCGAAAUCUACAGAGCCUGCCUGGACCCAUGGAUGAGUUUGUGCAGAAGGCGGACAAAUUGCUGGCCAGCAAAAGGAUCAGCUCGGAGCUAGUCAAUGCCAUGGCCGACACAUUGAACAUCAUUUGGCAGGACAUAUUGAACCUGCUGCAGGAUCGGCAACACAUUCUACUGCUGUGCACACAGUUCCAUGACAAAAUGACACAAUGCUUCCGGCGCAUGGAUCAGCUAGAGAUGGCCUGCAGCGAGUCGUUGCAACCGUUGGAAGUGCCACGCGUGCAGGAGUUCCUCAACAGAUUCAAGCAGCUGCGGAUCGACAUGCUCACGGGUGUAAUGGCUGCCCUGAAGGACGGCAAUGAGUUGCUCUCGCAGCUGGAGGAGCUGGAAAAGCUGGAGACCCUAGACACACGACCCGAGCACAUCAAGCGGGAUGCUACGAGGGCCGUGCACCAAGUGCAACAGUGGCUGGAGGCGCUGCAUGAUCGAAGAAACGACCUAGAGCUGGCUUGGCAGACGCGCAAGACACAAAUGGAGCAGUGCCUGGCUCUGGGGCUGCUCGGACGAGAGCUCAUCGAUCUGGAGGCGGCGCUGCAAAAGGCGCGGAUGGACCUCAACACAAUGUACAGCCUGGGCGAGUGCGAGCACACGGCGAAUGAGAUGUUGGCCCGCUACAGAGAGUGGAAGCAGCAGGCGCUGCUCCUGCGCGAUCGUGCACUGAAGAUCACGCGAGCCAAGGAGAAGGUCCAGUCGGCGGGUAUCUUCGCGGGCGAUGAGGCAUGUGCCCGUGCCUAUGCUGUGCUCAGUGGCUGCACCGAGCACUUGGAUCUCGUGGAUCAGCGGGAGCACUGGCUGCACCAGUCCCGGGAGUUCUUUGCCAAGGCCGAGCACACGCUGAGUGUCCUGGAGAAGCUGGAACUGGAGCUGGCAAGCGUUAAGCUGCCACCAAAUUCCCCCGAGAGCUACGCCAUGUUCGCCAAAGUGGAGCGGGAUGUGCGCAGCUUCACCGAGGAGCCACUGCGUCUCGGCUAUGGCAUACUCGACGAAGUGGGACGCACCCAGCCCGAGACGCAGGGCGUGAAGCGGGUCCUCGAUGAGUUGGAGAAUCGCAAGGCCUACAUCGAGGGCAUCUGUGCGCACAGCAGCGAGGAUCAGCAGAAGGUGCAGCGUGCCCUCAGUGAGUUCCUCACGCAACACAACGAACUGUUGGCCUGGCUGCGUGCCUCCGGGCAAUUGCAUCUGCAACAGAGCGUGGAUAUGGGUCGAAAUUUGCAACAAUCGAAACAGUUCCUGCUGCAGCAUCACGAACUUAUGCAGGAUUUGGAGAUCAAAGGAGAACUCAUCAAUCUACUCCUCGAGUCCAUCAAAGUCCAUUUGGAGUCGCUGAGUCCGCAGCAGCGCUACGAUGUCGACUCCAAGGCCGAAUCCCUGCACAAACACUGGAUCGAACUCAAGGAUCUGGUGCUGAAACGCGUCGAUCAUGUCUCCCUGCUGAUUGAAUUCUUUGAGCAGGCCAACGAGCUCUCUAGUCAGCUGGAUCACAUGCAACGGCAGCUCCAGCAAACACCCGACGAGCACAAGCUGCAGUUCCUUCAGGCCACCUGGUCCAACAUUAUUCUCACCUUCAGCGAACUCAAGUCACGGGGACAGCGAUUCAUCAACUUGAAAAUUGUGGAUCCAUAUCUUGAGACAAAAUCCUCAUCAAAGGCAGUGGAAGAGACGCUGAACGGUUUCAGUAAGCGGCAGUGCGACGUGACGAGCAGUUUGGAGAAUUGGACAACGAACAUACAAGAGAAGCGAGAAGUUGAAUAUUUGCUAGAGAAAGUCAUGAGUGAUAACGAAGAGACGGUUGCCAAGAGCACCCAAGUGGACACCCAAUUGUAUCCAGUUUUUGGUUCCCCCUCGCUGGAUACCAAGCAACUGCUCACGGGCAUACGCGAGAAGCUCAAUUUUGUCACGCAGGACAUUGAGCGGGCACAGGAGGAGAUCCAGCAUCGCAUACAAACGACACUGAGCAUACAGACCAAGGAUCAAGCAUCGCUGGCCAAGAUCGAGCAGGUGAUUAAUAAUUUGCGCAUGCUGAAGGCACGUUUGGAUGGCAUCAAGUACGAUUAUCGUACGCUCAUCGAGAGCGUGCUGCUCUUCCUGGAGAACAUUGCGCAGCUGCGGCGGGAGAUCGAUGAGUACUUUGCGAGGCAGCAGCAGCAGCAACAACACCCAGCCACAUCUUCGGGUGGCAUUGCUGUGGAGCGGAGCAUUGCGGAGCAUGAGAAAUUCCGCGAUCAGUGCAUGGAUAAAUUUAGAUCGUUAAUCACACAAUCCGAACUGCUGAUCGAUCGUGUGCGCGUACUGGAGCCACCGGGUGCACGCGAAAUCGACACCGAUCGCAUUUUAAAGUUGUUGGAAAAUCUACGCAUUCACUUCGAGACGCAGUGCAGUGCGAGAAUGUCGUCGCUCGAGCGUCUCGAGAAGAUUGAACAGUUUCGCAAUGAUCUGGAGGAUAUUGAUCGCAGUUUGGACAGCGUUAGCAAGCAGCUGCACGACAUCAAUGGCCAGAGUGUCGAUAGUUUGGCGGCGGCAAAGACCACAUCGCUGGCAUUUGAGUAUUUUGAACGUACCAUUGAGUGUUCAAUGCCCAAGCAAUUGAAAUCGACGCGGCAUCAGCAACGUUGGGGCCAAACAGCCCACACACUCGAGUUACUCGAAAAACGCAUUGAAAAAUUCACCGAGUCAACGAGUCAGCAGCUGCUGAUUACAAAUCCCGAAAGCGUAGAAUAUGUUAAGGAGGAGCUGCACAAGCUCAACGACAAAUGGCAGGGCUUCAAGGAUCAAGUGAAGCAGAAACGAAAGAGUCUCAAUCAGGCCACAGAUUUCUUUGAAGUUGUCGAAAAGAUCGAUGCCGAAUAUCGUGAGAUUAGCUACUUCUAUAGCAGCGUCUCCAAUAAGGUUCCCUAUCUGCGCGACUCUGUGGAGGCCGCUAAUCUCGUCAAUGACAUCGAAAACUAUGUGACAAGUCGGGAGCCGGGACUCCGCGCGAAGCUGGACAGCGCCUCGCAGUGUGCCCACGACAUGAGCAAGGUCUCGGCGCUCUACAACGAUGUCAUGAACAUCUUUCAGUCCUUCAUCAAGCUCAAAAUGGACAUCAACGUGGUGCAGGAGCGUCUCAACCAGGAGCAGCGACAGCGCGAGCAGCGGGAACGUGACUCGCGCGAUCAGGCGGAGCGGGAGAAGGCGCUGCGCGAGGCAGAGGCCAGGGAGCGGCUGGCCAGGGAGGAGCAAUCCCGUCUCGAGAAUCAGCGACAGCAGGCGGCCAUCGAGCAGGCCCAGCGAGAGUUGGUGGCCCGAGAGCUGGCACUACGCGAGCAGGCCGUACGCGAGGAGGAGUCGCGCCUGCGGACUGUGAGGGAACAGGCGGCCCGGGAGCAAUUGGCCAGGGAACAAGCGGCACGCGAGGAGGAGCAGCGCAUACAAGCGCUGCGGGAGAUUGCCAAGCGAGAGGAGGAGGCGCGUCUGCAUAGCAAACGCGAGGAGGAGAUUCGCAUCAAGCGGGAGGAGGAGUCGCGUGCCAAGCGUGAGGACGAGUCCCGUGCCAAGCGCGAGGAGGAGGCACGCAUUCAGCGCGAGGAGAUUACGAGACUGCAAACGCUGCGCGAUCAGGUGGAUCAGCAGCGCAUCGUUACCGAGAACAUACGAAAGGACAUCCAAGUGAAUUCCAUCUUCACGGAGCUGCGCUAUGCCUCGCCGCUGUUCGUGCGUCCCCUCAAGGAUGCGGUGACCCGCGAGGGCGUUCGUUUCGUCUUUGAAUGUGAGGUCACGGGCACACCAGAGCCCACCGUUGAGUGGUUCAAGGAUGGCAUUAGUAUCCUCAGCCAUGCCGACUACAAGACCAGCUUCGACAAGGGCAUAUGUCGGCUGGUGAUCGAGGAAACCUUUGCCGCUGACACGGCACGCUUCAGCUGUCGUGCCGCCAAUCUGGUGGGCACCUGCGACUCCAAUGCCACGCUGGCGGUGCGCGAGAAUGCCGCCGAGGUGCAGCUGGUGCCGCCGCGCAUUUUGCGCUUCCUCGAGAGCGGCAAGGCCACCGAGGGCAGCUCCUUCCAGUUCGGUUGCAUCGUCACGGGUGUGCCCCUGCCCACUGUGCAGUGGUUCAAGAACGACAAAUGCAUCGACGACUCCCCGGACUAUGUCAUCAGCUACAACAAUGGCGAGGCGACGCUACGCUUCGAGGAGGUCUUCCUCGAGGAUGAUGCGGUGUACACCUGCAGUGCCUCCAAUCCAGCGGGCAUCGAGCACUGUUCCGCCAGUCUGAUUGUGGAGCCCUUGGAACCCACAGAGCUGCCCAGCUUCAAGGUGCCCCUGUCCAAUGCCAUGGCACGUGUGGGUCAAAAGAUCAAACUGGAGGCAAUUGUGAGUGGCAUACCCCGGCCGGACAUCUGCUGGGUGCACAAUGGCAAACCGUUCCAGCCACGCGAUGCCAAGUAUGAAUACGGCCGCGUAACGCUGAUAAUCCCCCAAGCUUAUCCCAACGACGCCGGAUCGUACGUGCUAAGCGCCAAGAAUCUAGCCGGAGAGGCAUACACUAGCUGCAACGUCAUUGUCAAGGGUCGACUGCCCAACGAAACGUCCGAUUCCGAGAUGGCCAGCGACAUAGAACCGAUCAAGCCGGCGGUACAUUUACCCCUGAAGGAUGUCUCCAUAUUUGAGGGAAAACCUGUGCGCUUGGACUGCGUGAUUGUGGGUCAGCCGGAGCCAGAAGUCAUUUGGUAUCACAACGAGCGACCCGUCAAGGAGUCCGCCGAUGUGCAGCUGCUGUUCCAGGGCGAUCGUUGUUCGCUGAUCGUCCAAGAGGUGUACCAGGAGGAUGCAGGGCACUACAAAGUGGUCGCCAUCAAUUCAGCGGGCGAGACAUCUAGCAGUUGUGAGCUGAAGGUCACGCCCUUGAACCAGGCAGAGCCUGCCACACGCGCACAAGUGGAGCGGCAGAGCCUGCCGAAGGAUGCGCAACCGAAAUUCGAGCGUCUGCUGUCCGAUGUUCUGGCGGAUGAGGGCGAACAGGUGGUGCUGGAGGUGCAGGCCAGCGGUGAUCAACCGCUGAGCGCCCAGUGGUAUCUGACCAACAAGGAGCUGCAGCUGGACAAUCGUGUCACGGCCACCGGGGAUGCCGAAUCGGGCAUCUUCAAGCUGAUCCUGAACAAUGCCAGCGUCGAUGACAAAGGUGUCUACACGGUGAAGGUGUCCAAUCAGGCGGGCGAUGCCAAGUGCUUCUCCCAUUUGAUUGUCAAGUCUGUGAAUGCCCCCGAGAAUCGUCGCAGCAGUCAAUCCUCCGUGGAGAUUGUGGAGCGACUUGCCUGUCCCGAGUUCAAGGAGCUCUUCAGCGACAAGCAGGGCAGCAUCGAUGACGUCGUCAAGUUCGAGUGCAUUGUCAAGGGCAGACCCACGCCCAAGGUCCAUUGGUUCUUCAACGAUCAGCCCGUGCAUGGACACAAUUUCCUCGUCUCGACGAGCGGCGAUCGCCAGGUGCUGACCAUACAGAAGCUCACCCACGAUGCCGUUGGCAAGAUUAGCUGUGUGGCCGAGAAUGAGGCGGGCAAGGCCACCUGCGUGGCCUUUCUGAACAUCAUUGGCAGUGGCUUGCCCGCGUCCAGUGAUCUGCAGACCAUGACCCAGGAGCACAAUACCGAAUCCUCGCGUGUGACCAUCAAGAAGCAAACAUUCACCACCACCUCCACCUCGCAGGUGAACUCCUACGAGGGUAAUGUGCCCCAGACAGAGGUGCAUCACUCCUCCGCGCACAUUGAUCAGUCCCUCAAGCAAUUGGGCCAGCAACGGCCCGAGAUCAUGGAGAGCCAUCACUACCAGGAGCUGCACAAGAGCAAGGAGAUGAGCUCGCCCAGUCUGCAGCAAAAGUCCUUCACUGUCGUUCAAUCUGCAUCCAAUGGCGGCGGUGCUUCUCCACUUCCUGCCAUAACCAUGCCCGAGUCCCCCACUCGACUGCGCAAGGAGAUUGCGCCUCGUUUCACCACUCCCCUCACCGGCAAGAUUGUGGAUCAGGGCGCCGAUGUCAGCAUGGAGGCCAUCUACGAUGGCUAUCCCUCGCCAGAGAUCAAAGUGGAGAAGAAUGGCGGCCAGCUGUUCGACGAUGCCCAUACGAAAAUCUCCAAUAAAUUCAAUCGCGUCACCAUCGAACUCAAGCAGGUGGGCGUGGCUGAUGCGGGACGCUAUGCAGUGACAGCCUCCAAUGCGGUGGGGCAGUCGACCAGCACCGCCGAUUUGGUGGUUAAAAAGACCAUCUUUCCGCCAGUCUUUGGCAGACGCUUGCAGGCGCAGGUCGCGAAAAAGGGUGAAAAAUUAAUAAUGGAAGUUGAGGUCACAGGACUGCCGGAUCCCACGGUGCUUUGGCUAAAGGAUGAUAAGCCCAUACAGGAUGCUGGCAUAUCACCACACCGUUUGCUUGCACAGGGCAACUGCUAUCGUUUGAUUAUUGAGAAAGCACAAAUCUCAGACUCUGGCAAGUAUAUGGUGAGGGCCACCAAUGCUGGUGGUGAGGCCAAAAGCAUUGCCGACUGUGCCAUACUGGAACCAUCGCCAGAGCGACUCCAAGAGGUGGUCAAGACCAUUGUCUUUGAGACCACACCCACAACGGCAGCUCUGAGCGAUUAUAAAACUGAACAGCAGCCUAAGCAGGAUUCCCAGUCAUAUCAGAGCACUCAGAGCGAUGUGACACAUGCAAAUGAUUUGCAUGGCUUAUCCGAAUCAAAAGUGAUCACUGAGCAUCGUUGCACCACCGAGGCAACCAUGCGUCUAGAGCACAAAUCGGCCUUCAAUCUGGAACUGCCACAGCUGACUGCGCGCCCCAAGACACCAACAAGCAGCGAUAUAACCACCGAUAUAACCGAUACAGCCACCUACCACACCACAACAAACACUGCCGCCCCGAAAACACAGGUACAGACACCGCUCCAGACCCCGUACGCAUCCAGCUAUAAGACUGGAAUAACACAAACCCCACCGCCAGUGCCGCCCAAACCCUGUACGCCAGUGGUGGCAACACUUUAUGGCCAACAGCAGCAGCCACAGAUGCAAACGCAGACCAACACCAGAUACGAGCAGAGUGAACACAAGUCAACGAAAUCCUCCUCCUCGUCCUUUGAUUACUUCAAGAAGAUCGAUGAGGAGACCAUCACACAGCGACCCAAGCCGCUGGCCUUUAAGCCACUGGAGACCCUGGUGCGUCAGCCGCAUGCCCAGAGCCUGGCAGAGGAGCUGCGCAGCCUCAAUCUGAUACCUGGCGAUGCACCCGAAUUCCUCUACGAGCCCAAGACCGAGCGCAAGGAGCCCAAGGUGCCGCUUAUCAAUGAGAAGAUCAAAAUCCUGUCGGAGGUGCAGCCCAUGGAGCCGCCACCGCAGGGCGGUGUGCCCGUCUUUCCACCACCGCUGGGCGCACUGCAGAGCGUGCAACACGAGACGACACUCACGAAGGAGGUCAAGGUGGAGUAUGGCCAACCGAUUGUGCGUCCUGCAGCCGUCUUGGCCACGCCCGCACAACAGAAUCCGCGUUCGCCCUCGCCCAAGCCCUCGGCCGAGGGUGUGGCCAUGUCCAAGCUGUGGACACCAGCGGGUGUUGCGGCACCGCCACCAGCAGCCGCCACCACGCCCACAAAGGAGCUGAAUGCACCCUUCCUGGUGCAGCAAAUAGCCAAGAGCAUACCACCCCAGCCGGUGACCCAUUUGGUCAAUGUCGGUCUGGAGCCGGGCACACCGCCCGAGAUCUGUUUUGCACCCAAAACGGAGGAGCUGAGUCGCCGCCGGUCGCUGGUGGAGAGCAUGGAGCAGAAACUGGAACAGAAUCUGCUGCAGGGACCGCGCAAGGUGUUGCCCCAUUCGGUGCCGACUCUGACGCCGCCUGCACCCAGCGACUAUCGCCCAGCGCCGCAAGCUCCGAGCGCCUACCGCCCACCGCCUCCAGUGCUGCCCACACGUUUGGGUGUCUACGAGAGCGACUACGAGAGCGAUCGCUACAAGUACAGUGGCAGCGAGAGCGAUGCGGAGCCCCGAGCACAGAAGCCCAUCACUACGGAGACCUUCAAGUCGAGUGGCUAUGCGGCGGACACCGAAGAGCAUUCGAAUUAUAGGAAAUCCGAGAGCAGUUACUACGAAACAAAGUCAUCGUCAUCGAUGACAACAGCAGCAGCCGGGCCACAGCUGCAGCCAGAGCCACCUGCAACGAUCUAUUAUACACCAAAGGCGCCACAACAGGCACAACAGCCGCCACAGUUGCCACAACAAAAGCCAAACCAAGAGGCGAAGGACUUCUUUGCCAGCUCGAAGCUGACCAGCAAUUACUCGCACAACAUGCAACAGACAAGCAGCAGCAGCAGCUCCACGCACCAUCAGGAGACCAAGUACAGCUCCACGCUGCCUUCUGUGCGGAGUCCUGUGCCCGUGCUACUGCCGCAACCGAGUCCGGUGCCUGCACAGCGUAAAACCCCAGCGACCGAGUUCAGUGAUUACAGCAGCGAGGUGGAUGAACGUUUCCGUUCGGUGUCCCGCACCAACGAAUCGGAUGCGGACAUCAAGGGUUAUCGUGUGGUCUUUCCGCCCACACCCACACCGCGCACAAAUGUGGCCACAAACGGCCACAAGUCGCCAGUGGUGGUGAUUACACCCUCGCCCAUGGAAUUCGAGCCAAUGCUACACGAGAAUCGGCCCAAAUUCGAGCCCAUUGGCAAGGAGAUUCGUCAUGAGAUCAAAACGGAGACUAGCAGCAGCAGCAGCAGCUCGAAGCAAUCUAAGUUUACCCAGCAGCAGCAGCAGCCCUUGUUCAAGCCCAAGCCUGUGGCAGCAAAGUUUAUAGCUGCCACACAGCAGCAGCAGCAGCAGCAGCCUACACGUCCGACCAUGUACUACAAUGCUGUUGCUGGUGCCCCCAUGCACCUGGCGAAGGUUGCCACAGAGACUAAAAACUCAAUGCAGAUGCACGAGUCCACGGAGAGCUCUCAGCGUGUGGUCAAUAUGCAGCAGACCAAGCGGAUCAUACACUUUGACAGCCAACAGGAGCAGCGCCAGUUGGAGCCCUUCCCUUAUAGUCCUGCCCCAAGUCGUACGCCUUCACGGCAAUCGCAUCUGCCGCCGCCGGCCACGCCCACGAAAUUUAUACCCGGCGAGUUCCGGGAGAGCGACUACGAGAGCGAGGUGGAGGCUGGUUCGCGCAUACAACCGCUUUGGUCACCCUACGGCGAUGGCACGACCCGUGGAUAUCGUCGUGUGGCACCGCCCCAAGGCUCGGCACGCUCCUGCAGCCUGCCACGCGCCUACGAGCGAGUGCUCUCACCCAUGGAGUUUGAUCGGGGACCCGAAAUGCCCACCAAAAUAUACGUAGAUGUGAAUACGUUGAGGAAGGAGCAGCGUGGCGGCAGCACUGUGACCACACAGCACAGCACUCAAUCGCUGAACAGAAAUACCACCAUGAGGGGACAGCAACAGCAGCAGCAACAGCAGCAGCAGCAGCAGCAGCAGCAAGUGCAGCAGCAGCAGCAGUACUCCACUCAGGAGUACUCGCACUCCAGCCAGGAGCAGCAUCAGCAGCAAAGGAUUAGCCGCACCGAACAGCAUGUUCAAAGGAGUCAAAUCACCAGCACCCAACAACGAGUCCAACAACAUUCUGGCGGUGGCAGCAUCACUGGCGGUGGCAUCAACUAUGUGCCACCCGCAUUGACACACGUUUAUGCCCAGGGCGACAUCUCGCCGCCGGUUUUCGAGCAGAUCUUCAAGAAUGCUCGCUUCGCUCAGGGUGGCAAUGCCAUGUUUGAGGGAAGGCUGCGUGGCAAUCCGAAGCCAUUCGUGACAUGGACCCGAAAAGGCGCACCACUUCUCGAGUCGCAAAAGUUUCGAAUGAGCUACAACGAGGCCACCGGCGAUGUCUCGCUGCUGAUCAAUCAGAUUGGACCCGGGGAUGAGGGCGAGUAUACCUGCACCGCUCGCAAUCAGUAUGGUGAGGCCAUCUGCAGUGUCUACAUCCAGCCGGAGGGCGCACCAAUGCCAGCGUUGCAGCAGCCCAGCAUCCAGAAUCUGGAGAAGAACAUCUAUUCGAAUGGGUACUCGUACACGUCCAUCGAGGAGGAGUUCCGCGUGGACACCUUUGAGUAUAGACUGCUGCGUGAGGUCUCCUUCCGCGAGGCCAUCACCCGCCGCUCCGGCUACGAGCUGGACUCUCAGCUCUCCCAAGAGCUCGACCGCACCCUAGGCCCCGCGCAUGCGCCACAAAUCUCGCAGAAGCCGCGCAGCUCGAAGCUCAUUGAGGGCUCCGAUGCUGUGUUUACCGCUCGCGUCGGCUCCAACCCCAAGCCCCGUCUCACGUGGUUCCACAACGGACAGCGUCUGGUGGCAUCGCAGAAGUACGAGAUCUCCUAUUCGAGCGGAGUGGCAACGCUGCGCGUGAAGAAUGCCACCGCCAAGGAUGGCGGCCACUACACCCUUUUGGCUGAGAAUUUCCAGGGCUGUGUCGUCUCCUCUGCCGUGCUGGCCGUGGAGCCGGCGGCUGAGUCUGCCUACGAACCGAAACCCGUGGACGUGAUGGCCGAGCAGCUGGAGGCGGGCAAGGCCUUGCCCCCGUCAUUUGUCAAGGCCUUUGCCGAUCGCGAGGUCACCGAGGGACGCAUGACCCGUUUUGAUUGUCGCGUGACUGGCAAUCCCUAUCCGGAGGUCUUCUGGUUCAUCAAUGGUCGCCAGGUGAGGGACGAUGCCUCACACAAGAUUCUCGUGAACGAAUCGGGCAGCCAUUCGCUGAUGAUUACGAAUGUGACCCGCCUGGAUGGCGGCGCUGUGCAGUGUCUGGCCCGCAACAAGGCCGGCGAGGUGGCCAUCGAGGCGCAGUUGAAUGUGCUGGAAAAGGAACAGGUUGUUGCACCGCAAUUUGUUCAACGCUUCAGCACGAUGACUGUGCGCGAGGGUGAACCGAUAACGAUGAGUGCCAAUGCCAUUGGCACACCACUGCCGCGCAUUACCUGGCAAAAGGAUGGCGUUCAGAUCUCAUCCACCGCCGAACGUUUCGUGGGCAUUGACGGAGGCGCCACCUGCCUGGAGAUACCGCGUGUCCAGGCCACCGAUGCCGGUUGGUAUCAGUGCACGGCCCAGAAUAUUGCCGGCUCGACGGCCAAUCGUGCGCGCCUCUAUGUGGAAGUGCCACGAGAGCAGCCAUCGCAGGAGCAGCGUCGUUUGAAUCUGCCCCGACCCACGAAAGUGAUUGAGCCAGAACCCAUUCCUGGCCCUGAAAUCAUUUACUUGCGUCAUGUGGAGCGCGCCAAGCCCCAUUUGCGCCCUGGGGAGGAGGAUCGCGUUUAUCCUCCACCACAAUUUAUUAUCCCGCUGCAGAAUGUGCAGCAGACCGAGGGCGGACGCGUGCAUAUGGAGGCGCGCAUUGAGCCCGUGGGUGAUCCCACAAUGGUCGUCGAAUGGUAUCUCAAUGGACGUCCCCUGGCAGCCAGUGCCCGUGCCACAUCUGUCUUCAAGUUUGGUUUCAUCGCCUUGGAUCUGCUGAGCAUCAUGGGUCAUGACUCUGGCGAGUACAUGUGCCGCGUGAGCAAUGCCAGCGGUGUGGCCGAGUCCCGUGCCAUUCUGUCUGUUGUGCAGCGUCCAUCCAUCGAUCAGACAUCGCAGAAUCCCAACAGUGUGCAGUACAUCUCGCAGCUGGAGGACUAUUCGCGCUAUCAGCGACAGGAGAGCUCCGAGGAGCAGCUGAAUCAGGCGCCCCAGUUCAUACGCCCACUGCGUGAUUUGGGCGAGUUUGAGGAGGGUAAAAAUGUGCACUUUGAGGCACAGGUGACGCCCGUCAAUGAUCCAUCGAUGCGCGUGGAAUGGUACAAGGAUGGCCUGCCCAUUACAGCCAGCUCCAGGAUCACGGCCAUCUUCAACUUUGGCUAUGUGUCCCUGAAUAUCCUACACCUGAGAGCCGAAGACUCCGGCACCUACACCGUGCGCGCCGUCAAUCGCAUUGGCGAGGCCAUCAGUCAGUCGGUUAUUCGUGUCCAUGUGCGCUCCCAAGUGACCGCCGAUCUGGGCAUACCCGAGCAGCAGCGUUACAUCGAAAAGACCGAGCAACUGGAGGACUAUCGCAGCAAAUCUCAGCAGCGUCGUCAUGUGCAGGAGGCACCCGAGGCCAUUGCACCGCCGCAGUUCAAGACUCCCAUCCAGAAUCAAUUGGAUCUGCGGGAGCACGCGCAUGCGCACUUUGAGGCGCGUCUCGAGCCGGUGGGCGACUCCACGAUGCGCGUCGAGUGGCUGAAGGAUGGCCAACCGCUGGAGGCGAGCAGCCGCAUCACGACCUACCACAACUUUGGCUACGUGGCGCUGACCAUCAAACAGCUGACCAUCUACGAUGCCGGCACCUACACCUGCCGCGCCUACAAUGCCAUGGGCCAGGACACCACCGUGGCCCAAUUGACGGUCAUCUCAAAGAAUGAAAUUGUCUCCGACUCGCAGCAUCCCGGUGGUCUGCAGAAGAUUCAACAUUUGGAGGACUCAUCCCGCUACGGACGUCGCGAGGAGGAGGAGAUUUGCAUCAAUCAGGCGCCACGUUUCCUCGGUCCCAUGAAGGGCACCACCAAGAUCUUGGAGGGACAACGCGCCCACUUUGAGGCACGCGUGGAGCCGCAGUCGGAUCUGGGCAUGCAUAUUGAAUGGUAUCACAAUGGACGCUCCAUCACGGCAGCCAAUCGCAUACAGACCUACUACGAUUUUGGUUAUGUGGCUCUGGAUAUCUCGCAAGUGAGGGCCGAGGAUGCGGGCGUCUAUCUGGUGGUGGCCAGGAACAAGCUGGGUGAAGCUCAGUUGCAGGCAACGAUGGUAGUGGAAACUCGUUCCAAUAUCGACACAUCUAGCAUGCAUCGUGGCCUCUACGAGAAGACCCAAAAUCUGGAGAAUAAACCCUUCGUGGAGCCCCAAUAUGACAUUGAGGAGAUCUCCAAGUCCAAGCCCGUAUUCGUGCAGCCCCUGGCCGAUCCCAAGCCCAUACAUGAUGGCAAAAAUAUCCAUUUGGAGUGCCGCCUGGAGCCCAUGGGUGAUCCCACAAUGCGCGUCGAAUGGUUCCACAAUGGCCGCCCCGUGACAGUGGGCUCUCGCUUCAGGACCUACUACGACUUUGGCUUCGUGGCUUUGGACAUUAUCAAGGCCACUGCCGCGGACUCUGGGGAGUAUACAGUGCGUGCCACCAACCAUCUGGGCACUGCCCAUACCUCCGCCUGUGUGCGUGUGAUCGAUCGCACCGAUGUCGUCACGGAGACGCAGAAUGAGCAAUCGCUGGAGCAGAUCCAACUGCUCGAAAACUCGCGUAGCAGGCAGCAUCGCGAGGAGGACAUCACCGUGAUGCAAGCGCCACAAUUUACGCGUGCGUUGCAUAACAUCGAGACUGUGGAGGGCACCAAUGUCCAUCUGGAGUGCCGCCUGCAGCCCGUGGGUGAUCCAUCGAUGCGCAUCGAAUGGUUCGUGAAUGGCAAACCCGUCAAGACGGGCCAUCGCUUCCGUCCCGCCUAUGAGUUUGAUUAUGUGGCCUUGGAUCUGCUCGGCUGCUAUGCCAUCGAUUCGGGCGUGUACACGUGCCAGGCAAGGAAUCAACUGGGCGAGGCCGUCACCUCUUGCUCCGUGAGAAUCACCUCAAAGAACGAUUUGAUUCUGGAGACGCAGAAUGAAUCGGGACUGCAAAAGAUUGCCUAUCUGGAGGAUAGUUCUCGGUAUCGCCGUCACGAGGAGAUCGAUGAGGUGGUCAACAUUCGUCCGAGGUUCCUUACCCAACCCAAGAGCCUGAACAACACCCGCGAGGGAGGACACGCCCACUUCGAGUGUAAGAUUGAACCCGUCACAGAUCCCAAUCUGAAGGUUGAAUGGUUCAAAAAUGGUCGCCCCAUCACCGUGGGUCAUCGCUUCCGUCCCAUACACGAUUUUGGUUAUGUGGCUUUGGACAUUGUUCAUUUGAUUGCCGAGGAUUCGGGUGUCUACACCUGCAGGGCAGUCAAUUUGAUUGGCUCCGAUGAGACCCAAGUGGAGUUGCAGUGCCGCAGCAGCGAGCAAAUUGUCACCGUGACCCAGAAUGAGGCGGGACUCGAGCAGAUCCACUAUUUGGAGGAUCGUUCGCGGUACAGCCGUCGCGAGGAGAUUGACGAGAGCACCAAGCAGGCGCCAGUGUUUACCACAUCCCUGAAGAACAUUGAGAUCAAGGAGAACCAAAGGGCGCACUUUGAGUGCCGUUUGAUCCCCGUUUCGGAUCCAUCGAUGCGCGUGGAGUGGUACCACAACAAUCUGCCCCUCAAGUCGGGCUCCCGCUUCACGGAAACCUCCAACUUUGGUUUUGUGGCGCUGGAUAUUAUGUCCACGCUGCCCGAGGAUGCUGGCACCUACACCUGUCGCGCCUUCAAUGCCGUUGGCGAGGCCAUCACCUCCGCUGUGGCUGUGGUGCACACCAAGAAGUCAAUUUACUUGGAAUCGCAGCACGAGACGGCACUGCCACGUCUGCAGCAUCUGGAGGAUGGCUCCAAGCGCCAGCGCAUCAGUGUCCAAGAUGAGUUUGUGUCCCAGGCGCCAAUCUUUACGAUGCCCGUGAGGGAUGUGCGUGUGGCCGAGAAUCAGGCCGUGCACUUUGAGGCACGUUUGAUCCCCGUGGGAGAUCCCAACCUAAAGGUCGAGUGGCUGCGCAAUGGCCAGCCCAUUGAGGCCUCGAAUCGCACCACCACCAUGCAUGACUUUGGCUAUGUCGCACUGAACAUGAAGUAUGUGAAUCCCGAGGAUUCCGGCAGCUACAGCUGCCGUGCCAUCAAUGAGUUGGGUCAAGCGGUGACCUCCGCCUCGCUGAUUGUCCAAUCAAAGACGGCCAUUCAGCUGGAGACGCAACACGAGGCUGCCAUGCACAAGAUACAUCAAUUGGAGGAUCACAGCCGCUACCAGCGACGCGAAGAGGAGGAGUACACAGUCACCACGGCCCCAGUGUUUGUCACGAAACUGAUUGGACCCACGAACCUAAAGGAGGGUCAAAGCGCCCACUACGAGUGCCGCAUCGAGCCGUAUCCGGAUCCCAAUCUGAAGGUCGAGUGGUUCCACAAUGGCAAACCCCUCAGCACGGGCCAUCGGUUCCGCACCACCUACGACUUUGGUUUUGCCGCCCUGGACAUUCUGACGGUCUAUGCCGAAGACUCUGGGGAGUACACCUGCCGCGUAACCAAUAAUCUGGGCGAGGCCAUCAAUUCAAUCAACCUGAAUGUCACCUCUCGCUCCUCGAUCAUCCAUGAGACACAGCACGAGGAUGCACUGUCAAAGAUUGCCCAUCUAGAGGAUGCCUCACGCUUCCAGCGCAAGGCGGACGAGGAGCAGUUCCACGCAGAGCGUCCACAAUUCGGUCGCUCGCUGCGCAAUGCCAAGGUCAACGAGGGCACGCCGGUGCAUCUGGAGGCAACGCUGAUACCCGUGAAUGAUCCCACAAUGAAGGUCGAAUGGUACUGCAAUGGCACACCCAUCCAAGCGGGACAUCGCUUCAAGACAACCUACGAUUUUGGUUUUGUCGCACUGGACAUCCUUUAUGCACAUGCCGAGGAUACGGGCACAUACAUGUGCAAGGCCAAGAAUGCAAUUGGAGAGGCAGUCACGACAUGUGCUGUAAACGUAACAGCAAACAAAACCCUCGAUCUGGACACUAUGGAUGCGGAGAGACUCGAAAAGAUUCGCCAACUGGAAAGCUAUGCCCCGCCCACCAAGGCUGUCGUGGAGGAGAAGGGCUCCAAGCCCAUUUUCCUCACACCACUCAGCAAUUUGGAGCACCUCAAGGAGGGCGAACAUGCCCAUCUCGAGUGCCGUGUGGAGCCCAUCAAUGAUGCGAACCUCAAGAUUGAAUGGUUCUGCAAUGGCAAGCAGUUGCCCAUGGGUCAUCGCUUCCGCACCACCCACGAUUUUGGCUAUGUGGCGCUGGACAUUCUCUAUGUCUAUGGAGAAGACACUGGCACGUACAUGUGCAAGGCCACCAAUUUGUUGGGUGAGGCAGUAAAUACCUGCAAUGUGCGCGUAUUGAAUCGCCGCAGCAUGAUUCUGGAUACCCAACAUCCCGAUGCUUUGGAGAAGAUUCAGAAACUGGAAUCGAAGGUGGUGAAUGCACGCACUGAGGUCGGUGAUCAUCCCAUCAGUCCGCCACACUUUACGGCGGAGCUGCGCGGCUCCACGGAGAUUUACGAGGGACAAACGGCGCACUUUGAGGCGCAGGUGGCACCGGUGCAUGAUCCCAAUCUACGCAUCGAAUUCUAUCACAAUGGCAAGCCACUGCCAUCGGCUGCCCGCUUCCACAUCACCUUUGACUUUGGCUAUGUGUCGCUGGACAUUACCCAUGCCGUGGCCGAAGAUGCUGGAGAGUAUUCUGUUCGUGCUGUCAAUGCCAUGGGACAGGCCGUGUCGGCCACUAAUCUCAGGGUGAUUGCCCGCGGCACCAUAAUCUCGGACACACAGCAUCCGGAGGGUCUGGAGAAGAUCCGCAAGCUGGAGUCCACAGCGCCACAUCAGCGCCAGGAGGUGGAGACACCGGGCACUCGUCAGCGUCCCGUGUUCACGCAGCCCUUGCAGAACAUUGACAGGAUCAAUGAGCACCAGACGGCGCACUUUGAGGCGCGUUUGAUUCCCGUGGGUGAUCCCAAUUUGAAGGUCGAAUGGUAUCGCAACGAGAAGAUCAUCGAGGACAGCUCUCGCAUCACCAAGCAGCAUGACUUUGGCUUUGUUUCUCUGGACAUUUCCCACAUUCGGAAGGAGGAUGAGGGCGUCUACAUGUGCCGUGCUGUGAAUCCGCUGGGAGAGGCCGUGACCACCGCCUCCAUGCGUGUUGUGUCCGAGGCCAGCAUUCUGAUGGACACGCAACAUCCGGACAGCAUAAGUCGCAUCCAUCAGCUCGAGAAACCAUUGGCGCCACGUCCCACCGAACCGGAGCGUCUCUUCGAGAAGCCCAUCUUCACGCAGCUGCUGACGGGACCCUCAGAGCUAUGGGAGGGCGCACACGCCCACUUCGAGGCGAGGGUUGUGCCCGUGGGUGAUCCUUCACUACGUUUCGAAUGGUUCAUCAAUGGAGUGGAGCUGCAAAUGGGCUCCCGACUGCGCACCACUCACGACUUUGGUUUCGUGACGCUCGACAUUGCGGCUGUGGUGCCGGAGGAUGCCGGCGUUUACAUGUGCCGCGCUUACAAUGCCGCCGGCGAAGCUGUCUCCUCCACGGCCAUGAAGGUGAAGACCAAGGCCAACAUUGAUGGACAACCUUUGAUCCCCGAGUCUUGGGAGGCCAUUCGCCUGAAGGAGGCUGCCAUGAAUCGUGUGCCCGAAAUGUUUGUAGACUCUACGCCACAACAGGCGCCGGUGUUCACGACACAUCUGCAAUCCUACGACAAGUUGCACGAGGGACAACAUGUGCUGCUCGAAGCUCAAGUGGAGCCACGCGCUGAUCCCAAUCUGCGCAUCGAAUGGUUCAAGAAUGGAAUCUCCCUGACCACCGGCUCCAGGAUACGCAGCACUUUCGACUUUGGUCUGGUGACGCUGUCCAUCAACGGUUUGCGCGAGGAUGAUUCAGCCAUUUACACGUGCAAGGCCACCAACCAGAUCGGUGAAGCCGUGUCCACAUCCUCGCUGAAGAUUGAAGAUCGUCACUGGCUGCAGGCGGACUCGCUGCAUCCCGAUGCCCUGCCACGUAUUGGCGCACUGGAGGCACCCAAAGCGGAUCGCCCAGCGGCGCCAGAGCCCACCUAUGAGACGCCCGUGUUCAUUACGCAUCUGAACAACAUCGAGUGCAAGGAGUCGGACAAUGUGCGCUUCGAGUGCAAUGUGGAGCCCGCCAGGGAUCCCACAAUGCAGAUUGAAUGGUUCUACAAUGGACAACCGCUGCAGGCGGCAGCCAAAUUCAAGUCCAUCUAUGACUUUGGCUACUGCGCGCUGGAUCUCACCAAUUCCUAUGCGGAGAACAGUGGCAUAUACACGUGCAAGGCCACGAAUAGCCGUGGUUCGGCCACCACAUCGGGCACUCUCAAGUGCACCGGUGGCAAGACCAUGUACCUGGACACACAACAUCCCCAGGGAGAGAGCGGUCUGGAGGCAGUGCAGGAAACCGAAGAGGCACUGGCCAAUCGUUAUGCCCAGAAAUCGAGCAAACCCGAGACCCAAUAUCCACCACCAGUGUGGACCAAGCCGCUGCAGGCCGAGUUCCAUUUGUCGGAGGCGCAACCCAUCCAUUUGGAGGCGAAUGUGGAGCCCAAGGAGGAUCCAAAUCUGUUCAUCGAAUGGUACUUUAAUGGCAAAAUGCUGCAGCAUGGCUCACGCUUCAAGAUGACCACAGAAUUUGGUUUUGUUACAAUGGACAUGAUUGAGGUUUACGCUAGGGAUCAGGGCAUCUACACGUGCAAGGCAUACAACAAGGCCGGUGAGGCAUUCACCUCCACAACCAUCUUCUGCUCCACCAAGGAGAACAUCAUUGAGAGCACACAACACCCCAAGGGCGCUGAGGGUCUCGAACAGAUCCAGGACCUCGAGGAUUCACUGCGCAAGGACGGCUCCAAGCCGGAGCAACCCGAUCUGGGCAUUGCCCCACGCUUCACCACGGAGUUCGUCAACAUUGCAGACAUUGGCGAGGGCGAGUUGGCUCACUUCGAGGCGAAUCUUAUACCUGUGGGCGAUCAGAGCAUGAUCAUAGAAUGGUUCUACAAUGGCAAAGUGCUGGAGGCCAGUCAUCGCGUGCGCACCAUCUACGCUUUUGGCACAGUGGCCCUGGAGGUGCUCGGCACCAAGAUCGAGGACACUGGCACCUACACCUGCCGUGCCACCAAUAAACAUGGCACGGCCGAGAUCAGCUGCACGUUGGAGUGCGUGGACAAGCCACGUGGCCAGAAGCCGCACUUUACCUCCCACAUUCAGCCGCUGCAGGGCUUGAAGGACGGACAAUCGGCGCAUUUCGAGUGCACUUUGAUUCCAGUCAACGAUCCGGAUCUGAAGGUCGAAUGGUAUCACAAUGGCAAGCUGUUGCGUCACUCGAAUCGCAUCAAGACUGUCUCCGACUUCGGUUACGUUGUCCUGGACAUUGCCUACCUGCAGGAUCACGAUUCCGGGGAGUAUGUGUGCCGUGCAUGGAACAAAUACGGCGAGGACUUUACCCGCACCACCCUCAAUUGUGGUGGACGCGGCGGCGUCUUCUACGACAGCCUGCAGCCUGAUUCGUUGCAGCGCAUUCGCGAAUUGGAGUGCCCACAGGGACAGCAGGGAGAUACCAGUGCACCCGUCGUGGCAGAGCCACCGAAAUUCAUCACACAGAUUGCGGAUGUCACCAAGCUGGUGGAGGGACAGAGCGCGCACUUUGAGGCACGUCUUACGCCCAUCACGGAUCCCGAUUUGGUCGUGGAAUGGUACUUCAAUGGCAAGAAACUGCCGCACGGUCAUCGUUUCCGCACGUUCCAUGACUUUGGCAUUGUCAUCCUGGACAUUCUUUACUGCUACGAAGAGAACUCUGGCGUGUACGAGUGUCGUGCGGUCAACAAGUACGGCGAGGAUUCGACACGCGCCUCCCUCAAGUGCGCCUCAAAGGCGAGCCUCAUUUUGGACUCGCAACUGCCCCGCGGCAUGGAGGGUGGCCUGGAGAAGAUUGCCAAUCUGGAGUACAGCAUGGUGCGCACACGCGACGACGCCACCACCGAGGAGACCAAGGGCAAGGCGCCCGUCUUCACCGUGCCCCUCGAGAACAUUGACAACAUGCGCGAGGGCGAGAAUGCGCACUUUGAGGCAAGGAUAACGCCCGCCGAUGAUCCCAAAUUGAAGGUUGAAUGGUUCUGGAAUGGACGACCCCUCAAGGCGGGCUCACGCUUCCGCACUUUCUGUGACUUUGGUUUCGUUAUCCUGGAGAUUUCCCCGGUCUAUCCCGAGGACUCCGGAGAGUACUCGUGCCGUGCCAUCAACGACUAUGGCGAGGCCGUGACCACCUCCACAAUGAAGAUCCAAGGCAAGCGCUCCAUCAUCAUGGAAUCACAGCUGCCCAAGGGCAUGGAGGGCACCAUCGAUCGCAUUGCCGAGCUCGAGGGAUUGGGCUCACGCAGCACAGAGUUCGUGCCGGAUGAUGACACUGGCAAGCCGCCAGAGUUCAUUACGACGCCAUUUGACAUGGUCAUUACGGAGAAUUCGCUGGCGCACUUCGAGUGCCGCCUGCAGCCCAUCAAUGAUCCGUCGAUGCGUGUGGAUUGGUUCCACAAUGGCAAGGCCCUGUGGGCCGGAUCUCGCAUCAAGACCAUCAAUGACUUUGGCUUUGUUAUCCUGGAGAUUGCGGGCUGUUAUCAGCGCGACACGGGACUGUACACGUGCAAGGCCACCAAUAAGCAUGGUGAGGCCACAGUGUCUUGCAAGCUGCAGGUCAAGGGUCGCCAGGGCAUCAUCAUGGAGCCACAGCUGCCGUCGAACUUCCGCACUGGCACCGAGAGCCUGCAGAAGCUGGAGGAGAGCAUGCACAAGCGUGAGGAGAUUGUCAUCGAUGAGGAGCAACCCAAUCCACCGAAAUUCACCGAGGACAUUAAGGACAAUCUGGAUGUGCCCGAGGGUGGACCCAUACACUUUGAUUGCCGCGUUGAGCCCGUGGGCGAUCCAUCGAUGCGCAUCGAAUGGUUCUACAAUGGUCAUGUGAUGGCCACUGGCUCCAGGGUGCAUCAGCUGAAUGAUUUUGGUUUCAUUGCUCUCGAUGUGGAUUACAUUUAUGCCCGGGACUCGGGCGAGUACACGUGUCGUGCCACAAACAAGUGGGGCACUGCCACCACCACCGCCAAGGUCACGUGCAAGGGCAAGCAUAACAUUGUCUACGAAUCGCAGCUGCCCGAGGGCAUGACCUCGGACAAGCUCAAGGAACUCGAACGUGGACGCAUACCCGAGGCACCCAAGAUCGUCGAACAGGAGUACGGACCCCCGAAGUUUGUCACACAAAUCACCAACGUGACCGUGGAGGAGGCGGAGGCCGUCAGGUUUGAGUGCCAAGUGGAACCCAAAACGGAUCCCAGCCUGCGCGUUGAAUGGUAUCGCAAUGGCAAACCUCUGCCGUCAGGUCAUCGUUAUAGGAACAUCUUUGACAUGGGUUUCGUCUCGCUGGACAUUCUCUAUGUCUAUGGCGAGGACUCUGGCGAGUAUGUGUGCCGCGCCAUUAACAAUCAUGGCGAGGAUCGCACCAGAGCCACAGUGUCCUGCAAGAAACUGCCCACAAUUCUGUUGCAAAAUCAAGUGCCACGCGGCAUGAAACGCUCCGAUGCAUUGACCCAAAUGGAGGCCACCAUCAAAAAGUACACCUCGGAGGUGCAUCUCACAGAGGAUGAUCUCUUCGAUCCGGAUCGCAAGCAGCCCCCGAGAUUUGUGACUCAAAUCAAGGAACAGCUGACGCUCACAGAAAUGGCCGUCACGAAAUUCGAAUGCCAAUUGGCGCCCGUGGGUGAUCCCAAUAUGAAGGUUGAAUGGUUCUUCAAUGGCAAGCCAUUGCUGUACAAGAACCGCUUCCAACCCAUUUACGAUUUUGGUUAUGUGGCCAUGAACUUUGGUUGGGUUUAUCCCGAGGAUUCCGGCGAAUAUGUCUGCCGUGCCACCAAUUUGUAUGGCAAGGAUGAGACCCGUGCCUUCAUCAAGGUCUCUGGCAAGCCGGGCAUUGUCUAUGAUUCGCAGCUGCCUGCACAUAUGCAGAGCAUAGAUCGCAUUCGUGAAAUGGAGGCCUCAUGGCAGGUUGUCCCUGAGGAGGCUGAUCCCGAUGCCAAGCCACGAUCUAAGCCUGUUUUUGUCAGCAAAAUUGAACCCCAGACGGUGGAGGAAGGCGAACCCGCUCGAUUCUGUGUCCGUGUGACUGGACAUCCACGUCCCAGGGUCAUGUGGCUGGUCAAUGGCCAUACCGUGGUGCAUGGCUCUCGCUAUAAGCUCACCAACGAUGGCAUGUUCCAUUUGGAUAUCCCCAAGACCCGUCAAUACGACACAGGCAAAGUGGAGGUGAUUGCUCGCAAUUCUGUGGGUGAAUCCAUCACUCAGACCGAACUGAAGGUUGUCUCACGCUCCGAUGAUUAUCGCAAUGUUUUGAAGAACUCGCCACGCCCCUGGUAUGACUAUGAGCUAGCCGCCUAUCAGAAGGAGCGUCAGGACAAUGAACUGGAAAAGGUAUUUGAUGAACGUAAGCAAUAUUUGUCCGAGCAGAGUGCACACACGCUCAAGGGCGUGGAGCAUCUGAAGCCGAAGCAGUACAAGCCACAGACACCCGACUGGCAGCAGAAUGUCAAGGCCAAGAAGAGCGAGGAGUACUACAACAAGCUGCAGAGCCUGGAGGUGGAACAGCUGCUCAAGGAGACCAAUCUGAGGAGGGACAAUCAUCAGUAUGCCAUACCCGGCGAGAAGGUUGUCAGCAGCUCAGCGGCCAAGGGCAUGGCACACUCUUACGAGGAGAAUCUCCAAGAGCAAACGAGCACCACUCAGGUAAAGCCUGCCCCACCAAAGGGCAUCGCUGAACCCUCCGAGUCGUCCGUGCAUGGCCGUGAGGUGCACAUGAACAAGCAACAGCAAGUGCAGAAGGAAAUCCAAGGUGAUCUUGAGAUCACACGCAAGAUCACCGCCACCGAAACCACCGAAGUGGAGCACAAGGGCACCAUUCAGGAGCGCGUGGUCAAGGGACCCGUUAAGCCUGCCAAGGCCCCAGUUUUCACCAAGAAAAUCCAACCCUGCCGCGUGUUUGAGAACGAACAGGCCAAGUUCGAGGUGGAAUUCGAUGGCGAACCCAAUCCCACGGUGAAAUGGUACCGCGAGAGCUUCCCCAUUCAGAACUCACCGGAUCUGCAGAUCCACACGUUCAGCGGCAAAUCGAUUUUGAUUAUCCGUCAGGUGUUUGUAGAGGAUUCGGCUGUGUUCUCGUGCGUGGCUGAGAACCGCGGAGGCACCGCCAAGUGCAGCGCCAAUCUCGUGGUGGAGGAGCGUCGUCGUGCCGGCAAGGGUGGCAUUCAGCCACCGAGCUUUGUGACCACCAUUCAGAGCACCACCGUGGCCACCGGACAGCUGGCACGCUUCGAUGCCAAGGUCACAGGUACCAAGCCCAUGGAUGUCUACUGGCUGAAGAACGGCAUGAAGAUCCAUCCGAGCAUCAAGUUCAAGAUGCUCGAAGAGGAUUCCGUCCACACUUUGCUCAUCAUCGAACCCUUCGCCGAGGACUCUGGCCGCUACGAGUGUGUGGCCGUCAAUUCGGCUGGAGAGGCGCGUUGCGAUGGCGAUUGCGUUGUUCAAUCGCCCACAAAGCCGGACAAACCAACGACACCCGGCAGCGAGAAGGCCCCACACAUCGUGGAGCAGCUGAAGAGCCAGUCCGUCGAGGAGGGCAGCAAGGUGAUCUUCCGCUGCCGCGUGGAUGGCAAGCCCACGCCCACAGCCCGCUGGAUGCGCGGUGAGAACUUUGUCAAGCCGUCGCGCUACUUCCAAAUGUCGCGACAGGGCGAGUACUAUCAGUUGAUCAUAUCGGAGGCCUUCCCCGAGGACGAGGGCACCUACAAGUGUGUGGCCGAGAAUAAGUUGGGCAGCAUUCAGACCAGCGCCCAGCUGAAGGUGCGUCCCAUUGAGAAUUUGGAUGCCCCACCGACCAUUACGGCACUGAAGGAUGUCUCCGUUACGGAGGGCAUGCCCGCACAAUUCAAGACGACAGUGACGGGCAAGGUGAAGGCCACCAGUGUUCAGUGGUUCCGCGAGGGACAGCUGAUACCCGAGACACCAGAUUUCCAGAUGAUCUUUGAUGGCAACAGCGCUGUGCUUUUGAUUGGAACCACCUACGAGGAGGAUUCGGGCAUCUUUACAGUACGUGUGACUUCGUCCACCGGCCAGGUCGAGUCCUCAGCCAAACUGACUGUUAAAAGUAAGGAUUAAAUCUAAAAACUAAGCCAAAACCGCAACCAGAGUUCGACAAAAUACCAAGCAAAACACACACAUAAAACCAAACGUAAGCGAACCGUGUUCAAAACAUCAAUCAACAAAAAAAGAUCAAACAACCAACAGAAAAACAAAACCAACUCCAAAGAUUGCUCAAAAAAUAACUGAAAAUACUAGAAAGUAACGUAUAUUUUCAGUACGGAAAAUAUUUAAAAUACCGACAAUACUGAACUUAUACUGAAAAAUAUUUAAAACAUAAAAACUGACACAACGAAUCCCCAAAAAAACAGCUACGAACGUAUAGAACCAACCACUACUACUACUCGUACGAUUAUAUUACCUAAAACCUAUCGAAAUAUAUCGAUAGUUAUCGAUAUUGACCAACUACUAGUCGUAAAAGUUGGA
This is a messenger RNA of Drosophila guanche, 25250 nucleotides long. RefSeq names its product titin-like. Bases 492 to 24842 code for a protein of 8116 amino acids. The transcript has 28 exons. Gene Ontology annotation, molecular function: protein binding. The record is from RefSeq and is a predicted model, not a curated record. Lineage: Eukaryota; Metazoa; Arthropoda; Insecta; Diptera; Drosophilidae.